Molecule: messenger RNA, 976 nt
Organism: Mesocricetus auratus (golden hamster)
Lineage: Eukaryota; Metazoa; Chordata; Mammalia; Rodentia; Cricetidae
Product: synaptonemal complex protein 3-like
Exons: 9
Coding region: 79-780 (233 amino acids)
Biological process (GO): meiotic cell cycle; spermatid development
Cellular component (GO): synaptonemal complex
Source: RefSeq, a predicted model, not a curated record
CAGCAGCAUUGAAGCAGAGCCGUCAGCUGGAGCAGACCUGAGUGCAGACCAGAGUUGUGAAUGUGAAAAUACAGAGCUAUGUUUCCCCAUGCAAGACGGGAUUCUGAAGAGCCUGAGAGCACACCAAUGGAGGAAGAAGCCCUAGUGUAUAACUUUGAGGAUGAGGAGCCAGAGCUCAUUGCUUCACAGAGGAGCUAUACUCAAGAACUGAGUUCAGCAAGUGAUUCACAUGGGAAGAAAAGUCCUAUAGAACUGUUUGUAGAUGUGGGGGAAAAGGUAGAGUGUAUUCUUGGAAAACUUGGAGGUGAAAUUAACCGUGCUCUUAAUGCUAAGAGACUAAGAAUGGAAACAAAUACCAGAAUGUCUUUUGAAGGAAUUGACCAGAAAAUGCAACAAGCUUGGAACUCACAUGAAGAUGCAGUGGCAAAGCUUAAUGAAGACUCUGCUCAGUCAUUUAUGACUCUGUUUGAGCAAUGGAAUUUGGAUUUUAAGAAAUUUCGAGAAAAACAUGAAAAACUAAUGAAUGAUUUUCAACAUGAAGAAAAGAUUUUUCAACAAUGUAGACUUAUUCAGAACCAGAGACUGAGAACAAUUAAACAUGUACAUGAACAGUUCUUAAAGAAUCUGGAAGACUUGGAGAAGAAGAAUGAUAUGCUGUUUCUUAGUACCAGGAAUGAACUUAAAGAAGAAAUGAAUAAGCUGCGAAGAAAAAUUAUGAAAGAAUCUCAACAGCAAGAGAUGGUUAAUGUUCGACAGUCUCUUCAGUCCAUGCUGUUUUGAUGGGAAGAAUAUUUGGAGAAGGAACUUAAACCUAAGUGAUACAUUCAAAUGUCAGCUUUCAGAUAAAUUCUAGUUUAAAUGGCAAGGUCUUUAGUCAUUAACCUGUUCACCUUGUCCUACUUUAUUUUGAAUAAAAUCCAGUUAUGUUGAGUAUCAACUAUUACUGUAUGUCAAGGUUUUGACUCUUUUGUUAUAA